This is a messenger RNA of Poecile atricapillus (Black-capped chickadee), 1677 nucleotides long. RefSeq names its product proline and serine rich coiled-coil 1 (gene PSRC1). The record is from RefSeq and is a predicted model, not a curated record. Gene Ontology annotation, molecular function: microtubule binding. Gene Ontology annotation, biological process: mitotic metaphase chromosome alignment. Lineage: Eukaryota; Metazoa; Chordata; Aves; Passeriformes; Paridae. The coding region runs from base 256 to 1656 and encodes 466 amino acids. Gene Ontology annotation, cellular component: spindle pole; microtubule cytoskeleton; spindle microtubule. The transcript has 5 exons.
GAUCGUCCCAUUAUGGGGCUGAGACCCUUCAGUGUGGGGCUGGGGAGUGGAGCCAGGAGUGGGAAUUGGACCCCCAGGAUCGGGGUUUUGGGCUGAUCGGCGUGGGAGCUGGGAGGCCUAGGAAUGGAUGGGACCUGCUCGUCAUCGGGGUUCAAGACUGGGACCCCUCAGUAUGGGGCUGGGGUCCUCUAGUGUGGGGCUGGAAUCCCCUGAGGAUCAAGAUGUGGGGCUGGGGCCCCAGGCUGUGGGGCUGGGAUGCCCAGGGGAUCAAAAUGUGGGGCUGGGGGCCUCCCGGGAUCGGGGUGUGGGUGUGGGACAGGGGUUCCCCCGGAUGUGGGGCUGCGACUUCCCAAUGGGGUUGGAGCCCCUCAAUUUUGGGCUGGGGUCCCCCCAGUAGGGACUGGGUACCACCGUGGUGGCACUGGGGACUCUCAGGGGUCAGGGUGCAGGGUAGGGACCUCCCGUUGUGGCACUGAGGACACCCGGGCUGGGGGUGCCUACUGGCGCCGGCGGAGCCAUCCCUGUCCCCAUCCCGGUGGCAUCGAGCCCGGCGGCGCCUGGCACCGGCCGUGUCACCCGCGCGCUGGCCGGUGCCACCGGGGCCCCGCGGGGGUUGGGGACAUGGAGGGCGGGUGGGGGACCCCGAUUGCAUCAGUGGUGACCCCCCCAUCUCCCGCAGGUGGCCCCGGUGCUCCGAGGCGAUGGCCGACGACCGAGGUACGGCAGUGCCAGCGCUGCAUGUCCCCCGUGUUUCCCCCCCUGGGGUGGGGGAGGCUGGCGCUCACCUGCAGUGUCCCCCCAGAUGUUCGAUUUGUCACCGAGGAGAGCUUCGACUUUGGUGUGCUGUCCCCAUCGGACAGCCAGGAGGAAGAGGAGGAUGAAGAUAGCCCGGGCGGCGGGUGGCGGCACAAGAGCGGCAACGGGCGCUGGAGUCCCCUGCGUGGGGCCCGUCUGGAAGAGAUGGUGCGGGAGGCCACGCGCCUGGCAGCGCAGUUGGAGGGGUGUCACCUGCCCCCUCCCGCCCCUGGAGAACCCCCGGGACCCGCCGCCACACCCCCUGGCACCCCCCGCAGCCCCCGCCGCCAGACCUUCGUGGUGAAGGACAGCCCGGUGCGGGCACUCCUGCCCACCGUGGAGUCGAAGGGACCUGCCCCCAUCCCUCGCCUCCCAGCCAAGCCCCCGGGGGCCUCUGCUGCCACCAGUGUUCCCGAGGCACCCCCCAGCCGUAAUUCCACAGCAGCGGUGAAGGGACCCUCUGGGGCCAGGGGGCUCCCCACCAGCCACGUGGGCCCCUCCCGGCCAUGCCCUCCCCAGGGGCAGUGGACUGGUGCCCGGGGCAGGUCAGAGCCCCCCCGGGGGGGGACAGCAGGUCAGCCGAAGGCAAGGAGGGGUACAGUCCCCUGCCUGCCCUCCAGCCGCCAGCCCCACACCAGGACCACCACCACAUCUGUCCCCUCUGGCUGUUCCCCUGCACCCACUACCCUCCCCAAGGUGUCCCCUCGGACUCCAGCAGUGGGUGGGAGGACCCCCACUCCCAGAGGUGUGGGGGCAGCACGGGCAACCCCCCCAACUGCUGCCUCGGGGUGCAAACCAGGACCCCCCCCUGCCCGCCUGCGGCCCCCACGCAAGACGGCGGUGAGCAGCACGCCGAGGUGACACCCCCAAACCACCCUGCAC